CCAGUAUUUAGGGCGUUUAAUGGUGGUAUCAGGGAUACGAAGUAGAGUUUUGUCUUAAAUGUGAAGGCAGUAGUACUGUUGUGUGGUCUGAUCAUGCUUAUGUAUGAGUUAUCAAAAUGUGAGAAAAGUGUUACAUGAAUAUUAUAUGCUACAGUGUCUUCUAAUAAUUGGUGCACCAUGUAGCGAAUCUAUCUAUUCGUAGUAGAAGUAUACCGCAGCAGUGGGCCUGGGAGAAUAUUUAUAAACCUUGUAUCACCCACAGAAAUUGCUAUUAAUCAUGUUUGAGAAUAUAAAUUGGUCGGAAUUAUUUCCAACAAAGCUGAGUGCUGUCAUUUUUGUAUCAUACAUGGUUCUUUUCAUCAAUCAAGGUAUAUUUGUGACAGCAUCACAAAGCUCAAACAGUGCAUACGGCUACAAUACAGUGACUGUUGUUCUGUUAACGGAAGUUGUCAAGUUGUUUGUCUCUGUAGCACUCUACUGUAAAGAUUUCACCAUGUCUUCUCUAAUAAAGGAGAUACACAUUAACUCUAGUGUUAUGAUGCUUUACUUCAUUCCUGCUUUCCUGUACUGCUUGUAUAACAACUUGGCUUUUGUCAGCCUGUCAGCAUUCGACCCAACAACAUACUACUUGCUUCUCCAAUUCAGAGUGGUGGUGACUGGUAUUGUAUUUCAGAUUCUUUUUAGAAAGCACUUAAGUUCCAAACAAUGGCUAUCAUUAAUUCUUCUAACGGCAGGCUGUAUGAUAAAACAGAUAGACUUCACACGAACAGAUGCUGCCAAGAUUUCAGCGACACCAGAGGCACAAAAGUCAGAUAAUGGCUUUCAUCUGAGUAUAAAUUUGGUGUUUAUAUUUGUACAGACAUUAUGUUCAUGCUUCGCUGGAGUGUACAAUGAAUAUCUACUGAAGGGAGAAGGUGCAGGGGUUAAUAUAUUUGUCCAGAAUGUUUUCAUGUACGUGGACUCGAUUGUGUGUAAUGCUGGAAUACUACUCUACCAGGGGAACCUUUUUGAGGCUUUCACUCGAGACUCUUUAACAUCUGUGUUCCAGUUCAAAGUCAUCAUCAUCAUGCUCAACAAUGCUGCUAUUGGUAUAAUAACCAGCUUUUUCCUCAAGAACUUGAACUCCAUCUUGAAAACAUUUGCAAGUGCUCUUGAAUUAAUGUUCACUGCCAUUUUGUGCUGGAUUCUGUUUGGAAUUCCUGUUUAUAUAAACACAUUUGUAGCGAUUUCCAUUGUGUCAUAUGCUGUAAUCUUAUAUUCUCAGAAUCCUGUUGUUAAUGAAGCUAAACAUAUAUCGGAGAAAGCAAAAUACUUAAGUGAAAGAGGGACAGAAGAAGUGUAGAUUCUAGACAGUUGACCAUUCUCUCUCUCCUCCCUGUGAAGACUUCUGACAUAAUUUUCCCAUACAUGUCCACCGUCGGAAGCCUUCAGCAACUAGCUUUAAAAGUUUACAGCCACAUGUGAUCAUAUGCUGAGUGUUACAUAUUUAUUGUUUGCAUUUUUUGACAUCUAGUUUAAUAUUUUAUAUAUAUGAACAAGAGCUUGCAGAAGUUUAUAUUUGCCUCAUAGUUUUUUAUUAUUAUUAUUUUCAUUCAUAUUACUUUGUAACUGAGGAGCGAGGUUGGAAAUAAAAAAAGGUUCAGAAAGGGUUAAGUGGUGCUGUUGUUAGGUAAAUUUACAAAGUUGAACCUGCUGCAGAAGUGUUUUCAGUAUCAAAGCAUAUUAGUGAUCUGCAUUGAUGUCCUUAGAAGACAGAACAGAAUGAGGUUGUUACGUAAUAUCUUUGUCACUGGCACAUAACACAAACUGUGGCUGUUGUAAGCAUACCUUCUCUCAUGUGUAUCCUCUUGCAGCUGUUGGUUCAAACCACUCUUUUCCUACUCGCUGCUGCACAUCAUGUUCGUGGUCUUCCAUAUACCUUGCCUUACACAGUUGGUUUCUUGAAUUAAAAUACAUAUGGCAUUCAUUCGGCACUAUUUUAAUUCUCACUAGUACAGUGACCCAUAUGAUACAUGGUACAAGUGUAACAUGGCAGGCUGUGAAUUCAGAGUGUUCUGAUACAAGUCACUGUGCUGAAUUUUGUAAAUAAGAUGCAUGAUUUUAGAACUGCGAAACAAGUUUUAAAUUACUCUCUAUCUUAUGACUGUCUUGCACUCUCUUUCUGUGGUAUGAUCUGAGGUUCUCAUGGUGAUAUGUACUUAGAUCAUUAUGGUCAUCUGGGUUGCAACAUGUUGUAGUACUGGUGGAUACCGUUGUUUUGGUUUUCAAGGAAUAUCUUGCUUUCAUCUUCCUGUCAGCAGUGGUCACGAAAAGGGCCAUUUUCCCACAAUUCCCUGUCCACCCAUCCUAUUUGCCUGGGCUGAGCUCUGUCUUCUCUCUCUCUGUCAUAGGCAUGAGUGGCAAUUCCCCAUGUAAUAUAUUUAUAUAAUGUGCAUCCUGCUAAUGUCAGCUCUGAAGAUGGUGGCAGCAUGUUCCUCUGAAAUGUAGGUAUCUAUUGGUAAGAUCACAGGGUGUCACAACUCAAAAGACCAUAAUUCUUUCUAUCAUCAUUGUUGAUCAUCCAUAAGCAUUUUAUUUAUAAGUGCAAAAAAUGUUUGCAUAUUUUACUGAACAUAUCUCAUAGAGUGGGUUUUAUAUAUUGUAUUUGUAAACCAGAAGUAUUGAUUGUUGUGAUACAUAUGCAUGAAUGGGUGUUGAAGCAGGCCCUCUGUUGACUUAACUUUAUGAACAGGAGAAGAAGACAGAAGUACAAUUUCAGUACCAAUUAAUGAAACAUGGCAUAAAAGAAAUCCAACUGAACAGCACAUAAUUUACUUGCAUGCAGUUGCUGCUUUCUUACUGGAAAAUGUGCUUCAUUAGAAGGAAUGGGCUUCUCCUGCAAUGUAGUUUCAUGUCCCCUUUCACCAUCAUCAAAUACACAGUUUCACAGAACUUCCCACAAAGUGAAGAUGUUGGUUGUACAAUUACAUAUUAAUUAAUCGCAAACUCACUAUCAUAUACUGGGCAUUGAUUUAGUUAAUACGUAAGACACAGUGGUCAAAAGAUGUUGUGUUAUGAACUGUUUGAUUCAGCGUUCAAUGUAUAUUGGUGACUUUGUGAUCAAUUAAUGAAUAAUAGUGCAACCAGUCAAUGUCACUGGCAGGUUUCUUAUAGAUAAUAGAUGAAUGUUGCCAGAUUAACCAAAAUGCAACAGGUUAUUAUAUUAUAUAUUGCAGUUCUUUGGUUUUUUAGGGCUGUCAUGUUGGCAUGCUGAAUUCAGACAACAGUACAGUGGAAUUUUAUUAGUUCAGUCUCUAUGUAAUGAAAGUUGUGUUCACUAACAAAUCACAUUGAACCAAAACCUGUAAUCUAUAGGUGGUUGUGCAGUUUAAUACUUGAAGCUUUUGUGGUGACUCAGGAUGACAGACUCAUCUUUAGGGAAUCCUUUCAUGAUAGAGGUAGCUCAGGUCUCAGAAAAGUUGGAUGUCCCAAUUUGACAUGGCUAUCACCAAUAGUUACAUAAUGUGAAAAAGCAGCAGUCUGUGUGGGCUGCAAAAGACCAGAAACAGAUCUGUUUACCAGAUAGUAUUUACCAUGUAGUUUUUGUACAGCUGCAUUACAUACAAAUCAGAAAUACAUUUGCUAAUUCUCAUGUGCUGUGUCAUCCAAAUCACCAUGAUCUCAUUUCAACUGUAUGUAUGAGAUGGCUAUCACAAGGCAGAAACAAAUCAUGAUAUUCUUAAAAGGCUACACUUCAAUUGCACAGUGCAAAGAAAUAUGUUCUCUUUUUCACUCAUUCUAACAGAAGUCAAUAAAGUACAAGGAUCAUGAAGAGAUGUGACAUCAUGAAGUCAAGUAGAAAUUACCUAAUGCUUCAGAGGAACAUGCUCAGAAUGGAGGCAGCACAUUCAUAUGAAACAUAGGCUUCUACCAGACUGUACAGCAUCACAUGCCAGAAGAUAGUACUCUUUUUUGUGAUGUGUUCUUUUAUGCUAUCAAACGAUAAAGGUAUAAAAUAGGGUAACAGAACUUAACUCCAUUCUCUUUAUAUUGCCAUACUACUCGGGCACAAGGGAAACUGCCUUUGCAUUCUGUACGUUUGAUUGUACUCAUUGAGGCAUCCAGUUCUGUUUGAUGGUGUCACUAUAUUAAAUACUUCACAUGAUUAAUUUUAAGGUGCACCUGCUUGUAUACUGAACUAACAGAAAGAAAUUGCAAUCUCCCUCAAGCUGUUACACUUCCUCCUCUGAUGUGCUUCCUUAUAUUCUCUUCCACUCAUUUCGCCAUAUUGCUCACACAAGUGUUGGUAGAGGCAAAUAUGUGAUAACCUUUACUAGUGACCAUCGUUUUGGGAUUGUUGCCAUAGGCUGAAAGGGGUUGGAAGCAAAUACAGCAUGACUCAAAAAGGGGUCAGUCAAGAGUGACAUCGUCGCCGCUUUCCUUCAUGACCUCAGUGUGAUAAUAUUGUUUGUACAAUAAUUUUUUUUUAAUGAAGAGUUGUCUUCUGGGAUAUAAUGCCAUGUAGUCAGUUGAAAGUUAACCAUGGUGUUGUAUUCCAGAAGAUAGAAUUCUUCAUGACCACUACUAUGAAAGUCUCAGAUCCUGCAGUUUUUGUAUUCUUUUGCUUCUUUGAAAUGCUGGAGAAGGAAGACAGUAUUUUAUUUAACAAAUUUUGUAUUAGCUGGUAAUGCAGUUUUUGUGUUCAUCUGUUCAUUUUACUGAUGAUUCUGGGUUUACACACAAAUUGAUCUAGUCUUUGAUCAAAAUAUAUAUUUACCUGGCAAUGGGGGACAAAAAUGUGUGAUCCAUUGUGGUUCAAAAUGUUUUGUGAACUGCAGUUGCUGGUUCAUUAUGUCUGCAGCUGUAAAUUGUGAACAUUUUAAAUGUUUAAGGAUGUAGUCUGUAACUAUUUGUCCUUAAACAAUUGACUUCCUCAGUUAUGAGCUGGUGGAGCACGCAGGGCCUACCCAGCAGUUCAAAGCAUUGCAUCUUUAACAUGAGUUUUUCUUUUAUUAUAUGAAGAAUUUAGUAUUUAAACCUGUGAGAUACAUUCACUUCACCCACUAAUGUAUUGAUAUUAUUUUUAAAAUUAUAUGUAUUAAAAAUACCAAAAUAUAAGUGCUUUUUCAUUCUUACAGGCAUCUGCUUCUUUCUGCAUUUCUGUUUUUGUGUGGGUUAUCUAGCAUCCAAGCCCAUCCGUCUUCUCAGGCUCCUAUUCAGUUUUCUCCCAUGUUCUUCAUUCUGCAUGAUAUCUUUCCAAAACUGAUGUUCCCAUGAAUUGUUCUCAGGUUAUUAGAUUAAUUUUAGCCACAGUGAAAGCUUCAGAUCCUCUUGUUCUGAUCUUGAUUUUGUUCUUCCUUUUAUGAAAUAUCCUUUAAUUUGAUGUUCAAUAUCUUCUAGGUUCUUCAUUCAUUCCAAAACCUUGUCCGUGUCAUCUUAUUUUCAGUUUCUUUCCAAGGCAUACUUACUCACGGAGAUGAGUCCUUCUUGAGGAGAAGCCAAAUCUGCAGCUACUCAAAAAUUUCCCAGCAUUUU
Cryptotermes secundus is the source of this 5514-nucleotide messenger RNA. It is a transcript of the gene senju, whose product is annotated as UDP-galactose transporter senju. Gene Ontology annotation, molecular function: UDP-galactose transmembrane transporter activity. Bases 278 to 1342 code for a protein of 354 amino acids. The record is from RefSeq and is a predicted model, not a curated record. Gene Ontology annotation, biological process: pyrimidine nucleotide-sugar transmembrane transport. Gene Ontology annotation, cellular component: Golgi membrane. The transcript is spliced from 6 exons. Lineage: Eukaryota; Metazoa; Arthropoda; Insecta; Blattodea; Kalotermitidae.